Molecule: messenger RNA, 2332 nt
Organism: Tripterygium wilfordii
Lineage: Eukaryota; Viridiplantae; Streptophyta; Magnoliopsida; Celastrales; Celastraceae
Product: eEF1A lysine and N-terminal methyltransferase
Exons: 1
Coding region: 40-1446 (468 amino acids)
Source: RefSeq, a predicted model, not a curated record
AAGAAGCUUCAUCAGUCUCCGUCUCUCUCGCAUUAUCAGAUGGCACUGGACAUAACCAUCUUUGAAACCACUAGUCCCUCUCGCUUCAUCUGCUUCACCAUCCCAAACCCUUCCCAUCCUCACCACCAACUCGUGCGAGUUGCUGUUCUUGACUCACCGAUCCAAUCCACCGGCUCACCUCGAGUUGCUGCCCUAUUCGUCCCUAAUAACAGGGAACACGAAUGGAUUUUCUCCACCGAGUCUGGUCACCUCCAGCUCCUCCUGUCCUCCCCCGGGAUCGAACGGCUCAUACUGAUUGGCAAUAAUCCCGUCAAUGGUCCUGAUUCCUUCUUCAAUUAUCGAAAAGACGUGAUAAAUGACUCGGCGUAUUUAGAGAAACUAGAGGUGAGCUUCAAGCCUCUCCUACUUGCUCUAUCUCCCAAAAUUUGUGCCCACAAUGGGAUUUCUGAUAUACCCAUUUUGAGUUAUGAGGAUAAUGUGAUUUCUAGUAUUGUGUUAGAGAAAUGUACUGGGAUUUUUGUUGGUGAAAUGCUUGUUGAGGAUGUUGAGAUUGAUUGUGAUAGCGAAAAGAGGGAGUUUAGAAGGAGAUUGAGGUUCAAGAGACUGCCAAAUCUUGUGCAAACAGAGAUCCGGAUGGUGCCUGUGCAAGAUUAUAGUUUAGAUUCUGUCAAGAUUGGAGGAGAAGUGGAGUUUAAGCCUGAUUUCCGAGUAUUGGAGCCGCCUUACUUGAGGGCAAUGGUGGCAAGUUUAUCUUUGAUUAGUUCCCAUCUUGAAGAGCGUAUUAGUGCAAAGGCUGCACCUAAAGCUUUGUGUGUUGGGGUUGGAGGUGGGGCUUUGCUUAGUUUUCUGAGAAGGCAAUUGGGCUUUGAGGUUGUGGGUGUGGAAAUGGACGAAGGGGUUUUACGGGUUGCAAGGCAGUAUUUUGGACUGGAAGAAAGUGAGUCUUUUAGGAUCAUUGUUGGAAAUGCUAUAGAAUGGAUGGAGAAAAUUGUUAAUGAACGCAGUGGGCAAAAUUUGGAUUCAGUGGCAUCUUUUGAGUCUGAGAAAGAUUGUUGCUCUAAUAAUCUCAAUGAUGUUGAUGAUUACUUUGAUGUAAUUAUGGUUGAUUUGGAUUGCACUAAUGCUAUGAAUGGUAUUAGUGCACCACCGUUGGAAAUUGUGAGAAAGCAUGUCCUGUUGGCUGCCAAAUCGCUUCUUCGCGAUUUUGGGAUUUUCGUUAUUAAUGUCAUUCCUCUGGACAGGUCAUUCUAUGAUGCAUUAAUACAUAAAUUUCGUGGUGUUUUUCUUGAGUUGUAUGAGAUUGAUAUUGGCAAUGGGGAGAAUUACAUUCUUAUUGGCUCGGUGUCACCUCUAAUUUCUUUUACUGAUGAUAAGGAGAGUAGGUUUAUUACAAAACUAAGAUUGGUCAUAUCAGGAGCAUACGUGGAUUUGAUACGGAAGAUUUGAAGGAAACAUGAUAAUAACAUUGUAUCUUCUCUAAUUUCCUAUCUGGCUUUUAAUCCUCUACUUGCUGGAAUUGUAUUGAGAGAGCAAGCAAGAAAGCAGAUUUAGCAUCUACUCUGGUCUAAGUCAGUUUGAUAAGUUAUUAUGGCAAAUCAUGAGCCUGCUGUAGAGGAGGCUAUGAAGGGGAAAGACACGAGCAGACAGACUUCAGAGAGAGUUGCACUGUAAUUUCAGGCACUCAUGCUUGCCAGUGGAUCACAUCUUUUUGUUUGAUCUUCUUGUAUGUUACGAAAUGGAAUCUUCUUGUAUGAUCCAUACUAGGGAUAUACGGGUGCCCGAUCAUCCUAACGGGGUAGCUGAACUAAUACUUGCUUGGAAUGGGGUAGUAUCUGGAUCUUUUAAAAGGAGAGUUUCGAACACGAUGCUGUGUGCUGUGCUGUGGAGCUUGUUGUGGAAGGAAAGACACGAAAUUGAUUUCAACCAAAAGCUGAUUGACAUGGGAAAUUUCUACUAUAUGGUUUUUGUAAGAUUAGGAUUGUGGUUAAAGGUGGGCUAAUGUCUUCUGCAAUAUGGUUGAAGCUGCUCGAGAAGGGCCUAUCGAACUACUUAUCGAAUCUGCACAGAUGUCAUCAGUUGGAUCAAUAAAAUCAUUCCUAAGCCUUGGAAACUUCACGAGGAUUUCGGAUUUAUUGAACUCUGGAAGAACCUAUCACCUAUGCAGUCAAUGUGCCUUCAGGCUUCAUCCAUUCCAAAAGGAAGGCAAAUUGUAACAGUCUGCCCCUCAUUGGUCUGGUGAAUAUUGUUGGUUUUGGUAGUUUGCAGCAAUUUGUUCUUAUGGGCCUUUUGGUCCAUAAAACACGUUCACUAUGUUAAAAGAUUUGACAUAUUA